This is a messenger RNA of Neoarius graeffei (lesser salmon catfish), 1059 nucleotides long. Its product is annotated as serine/threonine-protein kinase pim-1-like. NCBI's taxonomy places the organism in Eukaryota, Metazoa, Chordata, Actinopteri, Siluriformes, Ariidae. The record is from RefSeq and is a predicted model, not a curated record. The transcript has 7 exons. Gene Ontology annotation, molecular function: protein serine/threonine kinase activity; ATP binding. Gene Ontology annotation, cellular component: cytoplasm. Bases 1 to 1059 code for a protein of 352 amino acids. Gene Ontology annotation, biological process: protein autophosphorylation; negative regulation of apoptotic process; regulation of mitotic cell cycle.
AUGGCUGUAGCCACCUUCCUCAGGACUAUCAUAGCUAUCCUCAAGAGCUGUCUUAUCUGGGUGAAACAUCUUCUUGGAGAUUAUAUUACCCCAGAGCAGCAGGAGGUGUGGGAUGUGGACGGUCAGUCACAGGGUACCCUGGCAGUGGAAAUCUCCACUCACCAUCUUACUGCCAUGGAGCUGCCGGAUGAGAUGUGUGACGUGGACCCAGAGUCAGAUGACAUGCUGAUGUCUCAAAAUCCCACCACCUAUGGGAAUAUUCUGGAUCUCCAGCCUGAAGAGUGGGAUGUAGACUGCGAGGUUGCAAUUAAAUAUGUUCCCAAGGAUCCCUCAGACGUGUACAUCACCAUUCCUGGCGAGUCCUGCAAGCUCCAUACAGAGGUGGCGUUAAUGCAAAUUGUAUCAAAGCCACCUCACUGCAAGAAUGUUCUGCAACUUCUGGAUUUGUUUGACAUGCCCAACUACCUCCUGUUGGUGCUGGAAAGACCCAUCCACUGCAUGGACGUUUAUAAUUUGUGCAUGAGUCACAAAGGCAUACUGGAUGAACCACUGGCUAAAAUCAUCAUGCUGCAGGUGGUUGAGGCUGCCCGUCACUGCUACAGUCUCAGAGUUUUCCAUCGUGACAUCAAGGCAGAAAACCUUCUUUUCAACACCGACACCAUGGAUGUCAAACUAAUUGACUUUGGCUGCGGCGAUUUGUGGCAGGACACACCCUACGAGGAAUAUGCAGGAACUCCACAAUUCUGGCCUCCAGAAUGGAUUCAACAGGAUGCGUAUUAUGCCGACUCUGCGACAGUCUGGGGUCUUGGCAUACUCCUCUUUAGUCUUGUAUGUGGAGAAAUGCCCUUCCAAAAUGAAGAGGAAAUUGUUGAUGGGAGCCUCCAUUUCAAGCCUAGCUUGUCUCAAGCCUGUCACCAUCUGAUAAAGUGGUGCUUGGAACAGGACCCUACCAAAUGGCCAAGCCUCACACAGAUCAGCGAACACGAGUGGUUCACAGACGUCCUUCAAGAGCAGGUUCUAGACCAGGUUAGCCAGGCAAAACAGAUCAAGCCUAAUUAA